AUGGAUAAUGAUGAUUUGAAUAUGGUUAAUAUAGAUAACUUAAUUGUGGCUGCACCAAAUAUGGAUGUUUUUCCUGUACCAUUUCCUUUCAAUGAAAUUGAAAGACCUAUUCAACUGGGCUACGCUGAACCAUUACAGAUAGUCGAUAUUCCUAUUGUCAUCGAUGAUCAGAGAUUUGGCGUUCAAACACAAGAAUUAGAUGGACAUCAUGGUGAACCUGCUGUUGUAACCCCAUUUGCUCCAAAUCCAACUUAUGUAAAUAUUGUUGAUUUUGAUAUAGAAUUUUCUCCAACAGUUCAAAAUGUUACUGAUAAUAAUUAUAUACCGUAUGAUCCUACUUUGAACUAUGAGCGUGAAACAGUUGCGGAACUUGUUCAAAAUGAAGAUGAUAACAUCCAAUUACUCAAUAUAGAAACUAUACCCAUUCAAAUACCAGAAUCUCCAGCUGAAAUUGUACCUCUUCGCCAUGAAGUUCAUAACGAUCAUGGGGAACAUAUUGAUAUAAUGCAGCUACCUCAACAAAUCCAUGUAAAUGAAGUGACUCAAGUACAAUUGACUGCGGUUGUAUCUCCUGUAACAAUUGAUCUUACUCAAAAUGACAAUGAAGUUGAAGACGUACAUGACAUGCAAAGAAUUUCAAAUACAGAUCUUCCUAAUAAUAAUGUACAUAUUAAUCAACUAGAGAAUAAUCCACCUGUUCCACUAGUGACUGCUCCAUCUUUGGAAGUCACUGUUCCAAAUCCAAUAGUUGCUGCUGCUGUUGAUAAUACUCAUGAAGCAAUCCAUAUUGACGUGCAUAUUCAAAUAUCAACGUUAUCAUCACAAACUCAUAAAAGAUCAAAUUCAUCGGAUGCAUUUCAUCAAACUGAUAAAAAAGCUAUUCCUUGUAAUAUAAAUCGACACCGAAGAUACAGUUCAUAA
Molecule: messenger RNA, 921 nt
Organism: Rotaria sp. Silwood1
Lineage: Eukaryota; Metazoa; Rotifera; Eurotatoria; Philodinida; Philodinidae
Source: the annotation of a GenBank genome assembly